AUGCCAACGGGCAGCAUCUCCGCGACAGCAUGCCUCCGCUUCUACGCAGGCCUCGCCGACGACGCCUUGACAUCGCCGUCGAUAUCCGCGUCGACCCCUUUUGACUGGGAGGCUGCAAAGUCGUACAGACCGCCACCAUAUGCCACGCCUCUCGCGAACAGGCGCGUUCGGGGCCUGCGGCAGAGCGAUGUUGGCACGCCUGCCACCAGAUCACCGGGAUUUGGCACGCCCAAUGCGAGGAGAGAAAGAGUUGUGCGGAAGAAAAACAUUGUUGAAAGAAUAACCUCUAUCCCCUCGUGGAUUGCUUUCGAGAUAUCGCUGUUUCCCGACAACAUUCCAAGACCCAAGCCAAAAACAUCUGCCCAACUCAUAGGCGGCUUCCUACACUUCGUCCACUUCUGCGUGCGCGUAUCGCGCAUACGGGAGGUCCCUGACUCCGAUCUCGGCUGGGAAGACAUGUACAGGGAAGGCGAAGGGGAUCCGUGGUUCGACUGGACCGUCCCUGCGAGUAUACUGCUCUUCGCUGCCGCCAUCCUGAACACGUUGUAUUUCUUCACGCGCACAAGACUGUACCAACUCACGUUAGCCACUGAUCCCGUAUCAUCUCCGCAUGCCACCUUCGUAUCCCGCCCGCGGACAGUGCGAACCCCGUCCGAAACCGACGUUGAAAAGCAACCCAGCCGUGUGGGUCCUUUGGUGUGGGCUGUGCUAGGGCAUCUAUGGCGUGGCUUCGUCAUCUCAAUACGGUUCUUGCUCAACCUCAGCCCUCCGAAGGACCGUCAGAAGAUUAUCAGUGGGUCAGACGACAAUGAACGGAUCCAGCAGCUGGAAGUGUGGGCGCCGACCCCUCUUGAAAGCAACCUAUUUGCCAUCUACUCUCCUGUGCAUGCUCUGCUCUGGACCGCCUGGACGAGUGCGAACUGGAUGCUGAUAUUCUGCAUUAUGGCUGCAGUCAGUGUGCAACUGAACAUGACGACGAGGGCAUACGAGGCAUUGAUCAAGGAUAAGGCGAUCAUCGCGGCGGAGGUCUUGCAUGAAUACGACGAGAAGUUCGUUUAUCCGCGCGUCAAUCCUAUCCGUAAGGAUGCUGCAGUUAUGACCCAUGAGUCGGAGGUUGUCGAUGUUUGGGAAGACAGACCAAGGGGCCGCCGCUGAUCCAUUUGCUAUUGUACUCACCCUGGACCAUUGCAUGCACAUCUGCCACUGUAUUCUGCGAUACACUGCGCCGCGUUUUCGUUGUCUAGCAUUCAUUAUCAUUAGAGGUUUAGCACUCGAGGAACAGACUGGUCAAUUUAAUCUAUCGUGCGCAUACCGUGCUGCAGUGGGUGGCUGGAGG
This is a messenger RNA of Fomitopsis serialis, 1336 nucleotides long. RefSeq lists its product as uncharacterized. The transcript is spliced from 5 exons. Lineage: Eukaryota; Fungi; Basidiomycota; Agaricomycetes; Polyporales; Fomitopsidaceae. The coding region runs from base 1 to 1155 and encodes 384 amino acids. The record is from RefSeq and is a predicted model, not a curated record. Gene Ontology annotation, biological process: regulation of exit from mitosis; maintenance of rDNA.